This is a messenger RNA of Callorhinchus milii (elephant shark), 2799 nucleotides long. RefSeq names its product ankyrin repeat and LEM domain containing 1 (gene ankle1). Gene Ontology annotation, molecular function: endonuclease activity; protein binding. The transcript is spliced from 9 exons. Lineage: Eukaryota; Metazoa; Chordata; Chondrichthyes; Chimaeriformes; Callorhinchidae. The coding region runs from base 123 to 2714 and encodes 863 amino acids. The record is from RefSeq and is a predicted model, not a curated record.
AGGGGUGUUUAUCAGGGAGUGGGGAGGCGGGUUCACAGGUUCUGAAUGACUGACAACCGGGGCAGCCAAUAGGAAGGGAGCAGAGUGGGCGUGGCCUGAUUGCUGGAUUGUGAUUGGCCUGAAUGCGAGAAGGGGCGUUCCCGUUGGCGGAAAGCUCUGGGCGUUGCAAUUGGAGGAGCGGUGGCGGGAGGGGCGGGGUUUGUUUGAACGAAACGCGGGUACAGCUGUGGCGACGACGCAGCCGCUGUGCAGAGGGUCGACUUUGGUGGUGGGGUCAGUGUCUGCGGUUGUGUCGGGGUCGGGGUCGGGGGGUAAUGGAAGCCGAGAGACUGGCCCGCAACCUUCACCACGCCGUGGAGGAGGAAGAAGCCGAAUCUGUGGAGCGAUGGUUACGGAAGAAUGCAGACCCCAAUCUGGUGUUACCAGAGGGUCUCGCAGCUGUGCAUUUGGCAUCCGUGAAGGACACAGAAGGUGGGCUCAAAUGCUUGAAACUGAUCCUUCAACACCAAGGAGAUCCUAACCUCGGAACGGUGGAGGAUCUCACCCCACUCCACAUAGCUGCCUCCUGGGGCUGUCUUAAGAGUUUAAAGUUGUUGCUCAGAUAUGGAGGGGAUCCGAGCCUCCAAGACCAGGAUGGAAUGAAACCGGAAGAUUUGGCUGAAGAACAAAAAAACAUGAAAUGUGUUCGGAUUCUCAAGGAAUAUCGACAGCUCAGCCUGAACCAGGAGCCUCUGGAUGUCUCCCCAAAGCACCAAUAUGUGGCAGCUUCACCACCACCACCACCACCAGUGGACGGGCGGCCGCGCUUCUUCACCGAUCCAACCGAGAGCCUCGCAGUUUCCCCGCCGCCCCGGAGCAACGGGGGAGGCGGCACCGUCAGCAGCAGCGGCGGCGCCUCGGGAGAGACCCGGUCUACAGGACCGCGAGCCCCGGGACCGGACGGCCAGACUCACACUGACGACCGCGGGACACUGCCCGACACCAGCACCGGUACCGGCACCGCCCGGUGUGACUCCCCCGAAGACCGGGCUUCUCUGAGUGGACUUUCGGCGGCGGCGGCCGAGGACCGGACACCGGGGCCGCUCCGGCCUGACCCGCGCGCCGCCGCAAACGGCCGCCUGUCCGAACCGGUGGACGCGUCUCUGCUCCUCUUCGACGACGAAGGCGACGGCGCGGCCAACGGCCGGGACUCCCCCCCGAGCGGCGACGGCGACUCGGACAGCAGCUCCGAGCUGUACGCCAGCGCGGUCGAGGGCCUCAAUGUCAGCCCGGACCCAGGCCCCGCCGCGGGGCGAGAGGGGACCCCGGGCCGAGGCGGCGGCGGCUCCGGCCUCGCGGUGCUCCUGAGGAAGGCGACGUCGGACCCGAAGAGGAGAGAGAGUGAGUUCGAGCCGUCGCCGCCGUCGCCCGUCUCCUCCUCCGCCUCCGCCGUCACCCCGCGCUCCGGCCGCCGCGAUUCGUCCCUGUUCGACCGGCCCGUGCCCGCCCCGGCGAGGGUCCGGCGGGUCCGCAGCCCCCCAAGGGCGGGGGAGGGAGGGAGACCCGUCGUCCCCUGCCGCCGCCACCACUCCUGGGACGGCCGAGGGAGCGACGAGGGGGUGGACGGAACGCCGCUCUCCCGCUCCUCCUCGUCGGGGCUCGAGGAGAGUUACCCGGACACGGUCCCGGUCGGGGCCGCGGUGGCGGCUGAAGCGCUCGAGGGUCACCGGGUGACUGUCCGGAGCCCCCGCGGGGGUCCGGGCGGAGACGACCGGUGGGACGACGACACGUGGCUCACGGAAAUCGGUGGCGACGAAGACGGCGGCGGCGGCUCCCGGUGCCCCGCGCUGCCCGACCCCGAGGGCUGCCCGGUGCCGGUGGACCGUCCCCCGGGGCAGGAGGCGGGGGGGCGGGGGUCGAGCGGCCGAUCGCCUCCCGCCGACCUCCUGUCCAACAGCCGCCUCCGCCUCCGGCUCCGGGACCUCGGGGCAGACCCGGGGCCCGUCACCCGCCUCACCAGGAACGUCUACCUCCGGCGCCUCAACCGGUUGGUCGCGGAGCCUCGGGCCCCGCGGCGGCGGCCUCCAAAAGCGGUAACUAAAAUGACUCGUUUCGCCGCAGAGUUCAGCGCUGAGCUUUGUCGGAGUCUUGAGACCUUCGUGAUCCCGGAUUGCAGACAGGAUGAGCUGAUACUGUCCCAGCAGUUUGAUCAGCCAGACCAGAUUCGCCGGUGGAGAGGGGGCCUUGUCAAAUCCAGCUUCAACUACCUGCUGCUCGACCCCAGAGUGACUAUGAACCUCCCGGCUCGGUCUCACGCACUGAGCGACGAUGACUGUUUCCGCAUUUUUGUCAACGCCAUCUUCUACGUGGGGAAGGGCAAGCGCUCUCGGCCGUACAGCCAUCUCAACGAAGCUCAGAAGCAUUUUAACAACGUGCGAGCACAGGUGAACAGUAAGUUACAGAGGAUUAUGGAUAUCUGGGCAGAUGGCCUGGGAGUCAUCUCUCUGCACUGUUUCCAGAAUGUAAUUGCUGUCGAGGCCUUUACCCGGGAGGCCUGCAUGGUCGACGCACUGGGGUUACCGAAGCUGACAAACCAGAAGAGGGGCGAUUACUACGGCACUGUGGCCACGUGGACUAUGAAACGCAGGCGGCAGCUGGGGGUGCACCUCAUACGCCAGGCCUCCCUCAUCUUCCUGGCUGAGGGCGAAAGGCAGCUCCGACCCGCGGACAUCUAGGCAGGAGAGCGGGAGACGUCAACAGGGCUACUUUGUAAAGAGGCCUUUGUGUGUGUGUGUGUGGGUGAGUGGGUGGAUGGGUGAG